CGUUUUAGAUAACUCUUUUUUCUCUUUAUUAAAAUGACGUCGUAUUGUUAUUUAUGCCGUCAUUACUCUAAUUCAUUUUAAAACCCUUAGGAAUGAAUAUAGAGAGAGAGAGAGAGAGAGAGGGGCUCGAGAGUUGUGUAAAAACCCUAAAAAGUGCGCAGCCUCCUCUGAAACCCUCCCUACAAAAGAAGAAGUGUUUUUGAUUCAAUCCUCCAAUCGAAAAAAUGGGUGGUUCCAAGCGAAAGAAGGGAGACAAUGGCGGAGAGGAGGGGAAACAGAUGAUUACGGAUUCGAGGUUUGCCAAGGCUCACACUGACCCCAGAUUCCGAAGCCUUCCGAGGCGUGAAUCCAAAGUCACAAUUGACUCUCGUUUCAAAGGAGUCCUCACCGACAAGGCUUCUGCUCCGGUCGAUAAGCGUGGCAAGCGUAGAAGACGGGGAAGUGCCAAGGAUUCCCUCAAAGAGUAUUAUCGUAUCGAUGUAGAAGAUGAGAAGAAGCAAAAGACCAAGGAGGAAGAUGAAUCUGAUGAGAGCGAGGGUGAAGAAGAGUUGAUGGCUCUGGAAGCUGAGGCCAGGCGGAGGAAAUCGGAGCAAGUAUCUGAAGAAGAUAGUAAGAUUCCUUUGAAACUGGCUUCCUCGGAUGAAGAAUCUGAUGAGAACGCAGACUCUGAAGACAAUGAGGAUGUAUCUGAAGAAGCAGAGGAUGAUACUGACGAGGACGAUGAUGCUAUGUAUGAUGACGACGAACCAGAAGUUGCUGGAGAGGAGGUAGCGAGUAUCGAGAAAGAAACUCACAGACUCGCUAUUGUCAACAUGGACUGGAGAUAUGUCUCUGCCAAAGACUUGUACGUUGUUUUAAAUUCGUUUCUCCCCAACGAUGGGCGCCUUUUGUCUGUUGCGGUCUAUCCAUCAGAGUUUGGACUUGAGCGAAUGAAAGAAGAGGAAAUCCAUGGCCCCGCUAUCGGUGGAGACAAGAAAAAUGAAGAUAACAGUGAUGAGGAGGAUGAAGAAGAAGAUGAAGACGUCAUCAAUGAGAGACUACGUGAUUACGAAAAAAGUAGAUUGAGGUACUAUUUUGCUGUUGCGGAAUGUGAUUCCAGUGCUACUGCUGAUCACUUGUACAAACAAUGUGAUGGUAUCGAGUUUGAGAGAUCCUCUAACAAGCUCGACUUGAGAUUUAUUCCUGACUCCAUGCAAUUCAAACAUCCACCUCGUGAUACUGCCACCGAGGCUCCUGCUACUUAUCAAGGUGUAGAUUUCCAUAGCCAAGCACUGCAGAUGAGUAGGGUUGAUGUUUCCUGGGAUGAAGAUGAGCCACACCGUGUGAGGACCUUAAAACAGGGAUUUAACCCUGAUCAGUUGGCAGACCUUGAGCUGAAGGAGUUUUUAGCUUCUGAUGAGAGUGAAUCUGAUGAUAGUGAUGAUGAUGGUGAUGAUGAUGAGGAAAAAAGGAAAGAAAAGUACCUAUCUUUGAUGGAAUCCGGAGAUGUUGAUUCUGAUAAAGACGAGGAUGAGGAGAAUGACCAGGAUAUGGUAGUAGAAUUCAAUACCGGGUUAGAAGAUCUGAGUAACAAAUUUCGUGAAAAGAAAGAAGAGAAGCCAGAAACGGUCUGGGAGGCACAACUGAGGAAGAUGCGGGAGAAGAAGAAAGCUAGGAGGAUGCAAAAGAAGGAUGGUGGUUCUUCAGAUGAUGAUUCUGAGGAUGACGACGACUAUAACGUUGAUCAUAAGAAGAAGAAGAAGAUGAUGAAUAAGAAUAAGAAGGGUUUAGAGGAGAAAUUAGCAGCGGACGAGAAAAGCUUGGCGGAGCUGGAGUUGAUAGUAGCUGAUGAGAAUGGUAAAGGUCUAAAAGGAUAUAACAUUAAAGGAAAAGGUAAAAAGAAAAGUAAAGAGAUGGCAGAAGAGAAGAUACCUUCGGCUGAUCCUGACGAUUCAAGAUUCUCAGUUGCAUUCACGGAUCCUAACUAUGCUCUAGACCCAACGAAUCCACAGUUUAAAAGGAGUGCGACGUAUGUUAAGCAAUUAACUCAGAAGCAAAAGCAAGAUCCAAGAAGCCAAGAAGAGCAAGUGAAAGAUGUGGAGACAAAGACUACAGAUGAUGGCACGGUGGGACCUUCUAAGAAAAGGAGUUUUGCAGAGUCUGCUACUGUCAAGUCGAUGAAGCUCAAGAUGCAGCAGAAGGGUUCGGAGAAGAAGAAAGAAGGGACUGCCGAGUUGGCUCAGCGAGUGAAGAACAAAGCCAAAGCUUUAUCAAAAAAAUAAUAAUGUCUUUUGUUUCCUUCAUUCACCUCAAUUUUGUUUAUCUUUUUAUUCAGAAUUCAUUGCACUGAUGUUUUGAAAUGUUAACAGUUUCAGUUUUGAUUCGACAUUCAAAUUGGAUAAUUUUUCA
This is a messenger RNA of Raphanus sativus (radish), 2388 nucleotides long. Its product is annotated as pre-rRNA-processing protein ESF1. Gene Ontology annotation, molecular function: RNA binding. Gene Ontology annotation, biological process: rRNA processing. Bases 225 to 2261 code for a protein of 678 amino acids. Lineage: Eukaryota; Viridiplantae; Streptophyta; Magnoliopsida; Brassicales; Brassicaceae. The transcript is spliced from 7 exons. The record is from RefSeq and is a predicted model, not a curated record. Gene Ontology annotation, cellular component: nucleus.